This is a messenger RNA of Polistes dominula (European paper wasp), 867 nucleotides long. Its product is annotated as GEL complex subunit OPTI. The record is from RefSeq and is a predicted model, not a curated record. Lineage: Eukaryota; Metazoa; Arthropoda; Insecta; Hymenoptera; Vespidae. Gene Ontology annotation, biological process: mitochondrial respirasome assembly.
UAAAUAUUCCUUUAAUUCUUUGUAAAUUUGUAAAUCCGAUUAAUAUCUGAUUCAUAUUGUAAAUUUGAUAUUCAAAAAUAUGACAAUUACGCGCCAUCGAAUGUGAUUGGUCGAACAAAUAAUCUCUGUUAGCGUAUUGUAUUAUCUUUACGAAUUAGGGGUUAUGGCCGAAGUUUAUCUUUCGCUCGUGUAAAAAUUCAAUUAUAUGGCGCUUCAGUAUUAAAUGAUUUUAUAAAUUUUGGUAUGAUAGUAUCUAGUAAAAACAGAUUACAUGUGUUGAAGAAUGUGUUGCGUAAACUGAUGCGCAGAGAAAAAGUACGGAAGUACCGACAUAAAACGUGGAACCAAAAAGAGCGUGUGACUAGCGCGCUUAACACAUGAUUUUGAUGGUUGUUGAUUUAAAAGUCAUUUUUUAAGUGAAAAGUUUCAAUCAAAUAUGUCACGAUCAAAGUCAGAAAAAAAUGGGAAUAGCAACAAGUGCGAAUUAAGUGUUUGGACACGUGCAAUAACAGCGAAUUCAGAAUGGCCAGAUAAAGAAGAAUUUCUCGAUGUUGUUUAUUGGGCCAGACAAGCAAUCGGUAUUAUCGUUGGUAUAGGAUGGGGUCUUAUACCUUUAAAAGGAUUUAUAGCUCUAUUAUUAUUUGUACUAGUCAACGCAGGUGUUAUGUAUCUUUAUUUCAACAGUUUUCAGCAAAUCGAUGAAGAAGAAUAUGGUGGUAUAUGGGAAUUAACUAAAGAAGGAUUUAUGACUUCGUUUGCUGGUUUCUUGGUAACGUGGAUCAUCAUAUAUUCUGGGCUACAUUUUGACUGAUUUAGGAAUAAAAAGUGAUACACACUUGGACUGAAAAUCGAAUUAAAUUGUAAGUG